Helicoverpa armigera (cotton bollworm) is the source of this 1788-nucleotide messenger RNA. Its product is annotated as cholinesterase 1. The record is from RefSeq and is a predicted model, not a curated record. Lineage: Eukaryota; Metazoa; Arthropoda; Insecta; Lepidoptera; Noctuidae. The transcript is spliced from 4 exons. The coding region runs from base 78 to 1745 and encodes 555 amino acids.
GCUAAAAAGUUAUGUUUUCACAAGUAUCAUGUAGGUAUCGGGAGAGGUCAUGGCGCGUGAGGUGAUUUUGUCCGACGAUGAAGUGGUGGACGUGUGUGGUGUUCACGUGCGCGGCCGUGCUGGCUGACGACGAGUGGCGCGAGGUGAGGAUUGCGCAAGGGCCGGUGCGCGGGCGCAAGCACCCCACUGCUGACAUGUACGCCUUCUACAACAUACCCUACGCCACCGCGCCCACGGGCGAGGACAAGUUCAAGGCACCUCUACCUCCACCAGUGUGGUUAGAGCCAUUUGACGCAGUCGACGAGCAUGUAAUAUGCCCACAGCCAACGUUUCCCGGUGAUUUCGUGCCUAAACAUUUAGUGACCAAAGAAAAUUGUCUCAUCGCCAACGUAUUUGUGCCAAAUACAAAAGAAAAGAACCUUCCAGUUUUCGUGUAUGUACAUGGAGGAGCUUUUGUUAUGGGCUGGGGGGAAAUGUUUAAGGCAAGACAAUUCAUGAAGACAAAAGAUUUUAUUGAGGUCACGUUUAAUUACCGCCUUGGAAUUCACGGGUUCCUAUGUCUGGGCACUGAGGACGCGCCAGGCAAUGCUGGCAUGAAGGACCAGGUGGCACUGCUGCGCUGGGUGCAGAAGAACAUCGCCAGCUUCGGCGGUAACCCUGAUGAUGUUACCCUUGCAGGGUACAGUGCAGGUUCCGCAUCAGUAGAUCUGUUAAUGCUCUCAAAAUCAGCCGAAGGAUUAUUUCACCGAGUAAUACCCGAAAGUGGUGGAAAUCUUGCCGCAUUUACUGUUCAGCGAGAUCCUGUAGAGAUUGCUAAAACGCAUGCUAAGAAGUUAAACUUCAAUAACGUAGAUGAUAUUUAUGCGUUAGGAAAGUUUUAUAUGACAGCUCCAAUUGAACAGUUGACGUCCGAUCCAUUUUUCGACAGAACUGAUUCUACAUUUUUGUUCGCACCAUGUGUAGAACGUGAAACAGGGGACGGAGCCUUCCUGACUGAAUCACCUCUAACAAUACUAAAGACUGGCAACUACAGAAAGCUGCCAGUGUUGUAUGGAUUCGCUGAAAUGGAAGGAUUAUUUCGUGUUGAUUUUUUUGAACUUUGGAAGCAUAAAAUGAAUGAAAAGUUUUCUGAUUUCUUGCCACCUGACUUGAAAUUUGAUUCUGAGGAAGAAAGAGAAGAAGUGGCAAAUAAAAUAAAGAAGUUUUACUUUGGUGACAAGCCAGUCGGCAAUGACAAUAUUCUAAAAUACGUUGAUUUCUUCACGGAUAUUAUAUUUGCUUAUCCCAUGCUUUGGGCUGUGAAGCUACACGUGGAAGCUGGUAACAAUCAAGUAUAUUUGUAUGAAUAUAGCUUUGUGGACGAGGAUAUUCCUGUGGUACCACAUACUAACAUACGUGGAGCUAACCACUGUGCCCAGACUAUGGCUUUGACUGAUGGGAAGAACUUCACAAACCAUGACGAAACUCUCGCAACACCAGAGUUUAGAGAAAUGAAAAAGAUUAUUCGGGAAAUAUGGCACAAUUUUGUGAAAACUGGAGUGCCAGUGCCAGAGGGCUCAUGGCUGCCGGCGUGGCCGGCGGCGGGCGCGGACCGCGCGCCGCACAUGUCGCUGGGCGAGCGGCUGGAGCUGCGCGGCGCGCUGCUGGCGGAGCGCACGCGCUUCUGGGAUGACAUCUACCAGAGAUACUACCGGGACGCGGUGCCGCCGCCCUCUCCGCCGCCCAGACCACGCAACGAGUUGUAGAGCUUAAGAGUCAAAAUGUUAGAAAAGUAAAGGAAUAAUCAAC